AUGCCCUUCAAAACAGAACCUCGUAUAGUGAAUGUUAGAGUUAUUUUUAUGAGAUUAGGACAAAUCAACACGCUGGCAGAUCAAUUUGAUGGCGAAGCAUCCCUUGAAAUAGAAUGGCUAGACUCCAAUGUGAUAGAUGAGUAUGACUUGAAAAAGCAUUGGAAUCCAAAGAUAAACAUAUACAAUGCACUGGGUGAAUUAAAGCAACAAAUAACGCAUACAAUUAGAAAGACUGCAUUGGGAGAAACAAUCAUCUGUGAACAACAAAAACUCAAAGGUGCUUAUUAUGAAACUCUUGAACUGAAUAAUUUUCCACUUGAUGUACAAGAUUUAACAAUAAGCAUAACAUCUCAUCUAACAACGAAUGAAGUUCUACUGAGACCACACCCUCAAUGCCCAUCUCGAGUAAAUGAAAGUGCUUUCUUAGCUAAACAACAAUGGAAAUUAUUUAAAUGUGUUAAUGCAAUUAUUGAUACAAUGCAUGAUGAAGAUACUAAUCAACAGAGAUCUAUGAUCCAUGUCACGUGUCAUGCACAAAGAAUACCAACUUAUUUUCAUUGGAAUGGUUUUUUUCUUAUUUUUAUUAUUACCAUCUUCUGUUUUCCUGUUUGGGCCAUUGAUCCAAGCUUACCACAAAAUCGUUUGGGACUUAUGGCAACUAUUCUACUAACAUCCAUAUCAUUUCGUAGUACAAUAACAAGUAAAUUACCUUUAACAUCCUAUUUAACAUUGAUUGAUAAAUAUUCUAUAACUCAAAUUGUCUUUGACUUACUCUGUACAUUAUAUCAUGCUAUAAUUGGUUAUUGGAUGAAUAAUGAUAAAUUAGUGGAUCCGAAAUCAAGAUCUCGUCUCCCAGAUUACAUAAUGUUCUUCAUUUUAUUAUCACUAUUUAUUCUACUUAAUUUGACCUUCUUCAUAUGGAUUAUUAGAGUUGCUUAUAUACCAAGACGUGCCUUAGAACAACAAAUUCCAUGGAUAAUUAUGGAUAAGCAAUAUUCUUCUUCUUCAUCAUCGACGACGACUACAUUUGAAACCGAAAGAAUUUAG
Molecule: messenger RNA, 1047 nt
Organism: Rotaria socialis
Lineage: Eukaryota; Metazoa; Rotifera; Eurotatoria; Philodinida; Philodinidae
Source: the annotation of a GenBank genome assembly